Molecule: messenger RNA, 569 nt
Organism: Limulus polyphemus (Atlantic horseshoe crab)
Lineage: Eukaryota; Metazoa; Arthropoda; Merostomata; Xiphosura; Limulidae
Product: zinc/cadmium resistance protein-like
Exons: 3
Biological process (GO): zinc ion transmembrane transport; intracellular zinc ion homeostasis; detoxification of zinc ion
Cellular component (GO): membrane
Molecular function (GO): zinc ion transmembrane transporter activity
Source: RefSeq, a predicted model, not a curated record
AUGGACUUAUUAAAAACAAGCAGACAAAAUGAGAAGUUGCGCGAGCAAACUUACCGAUUGAUUGGCAUGUUUGUCUUAACUAGUAGCUAUUUUCUAGUAGAAAUUAUAAUAGGCUACAUUACAAAUUCUACAGCUUUGGUAGCAGAUUCCUUUCACAUGCUCUCUGACGUCAUGGCUCUUGUCAUCGCAUUGCUGUCGAUAAGGAUGUCCCCUAAGAAGUGGUCGAAGAACACUUUUGGCUGGGCAAGAGCUGAAGUUUUAGGCGCAUUAGUGAAUGCCGUCUUUCUAAUCGCACUUUGCUUUUCCAUCCUAGUAGAAGCAUUAAAACGGUUUUUUGAUCCCGAGGAAACUCACAAUCCUGUUUUGAUCCUUUACGUUGGUGGCGCUGGUUUACUUGUAAAUAUCAUCGGUUUGUUUCUAUUUCACGUAAGCAGUAGCCAGAUGAACAUGAAAGGAGUUUUUCUUCAUGUCCUAGCUGAUGCAUUAGGAUCUGUGAUCGUCAUCAUUAGUGCCUUGAUCAUUUGGCUGACAUCCUGGGAAUAUCGAUUCUAUGUUGAUCCAGUACUGAG